This is a messenger RNA of Anolis sagrei ordinatus, 926 nucleotides long. It is a transcript of the gene EEF1AKMT2, whose product is annotated as EEF1A lysine methyltransferase 2. The record is from RefSeq and is a predicted model, not a curated record. Gene Ontology annotation, cellular component: cytoplasm. NCBI's taxonomy places the organism in Eukaryota, Metazoa, Chordata, Lepidosauria, Squamata, Anolidae. Gene Ontology annotation, molecular function: protein-lysine N-methyltransferase activity.
CAUGCGCAUCGCCGCUCCCCCUUCACAGAGGCGUCAGCGAUGGGUGGCGAGGAGGAGUUUGGCCCCUCGGCCCUGGGGACCAAGGAACAUGUUUUUUCUUCAUCUACAGUUGGGAUGCAGCCUAUGAACGAGAACUGAAAUUUUUUAAAGAAAGUGGUGAUGCUGGUGAAAUCUGGUUUGGCGAAGAGAGCAUGGCUCGUUUAAUUAGAUGGCUAGAGAAACAAAAGAUACCCCUGGGCUGCUCUGUGCUCGACAUUGGAAUGGGAAACGGAGUUUUGCUUGUUGAAUUGGCCAAAUCUGGUUAUACCAAUCUUACAGGAAUUGAUUACUGUCCAUCUGCUGUGGAACUUUCAAAAAGCAUAAUGGAAAAGGAAGGGCUGCCAUAUAUCAAGUUGCAGGUUGAAGACAUCUUAAAUCCCUCAGAUGAACUAUCAGGUUUUGAUGUUUGCAUUGAUAAAGGAACCUUUGAUGCCAUCAGUCUGAACCCAGACAAAGCAGCCGAGAAAAGGAAACAGUACGUGAAAUCCCUGCACAAAGUGCUGAGACCAGGAGGCUUUUUCCUCAUAACUUCUUGUAACUGGACCAAAGAGGAACUAAGUAAUGAAUUCAAAGAAGGAUUUCUUUUUCUGGAAGAGUUGCCAACACCCACAUUCUGCUUUGGAGGAAGAACUGGAAGCAGUGUAACUGCUUUGGUUUUCAAACAUAGAACAUAAGAGUUUAUGUUUUGGAUGUGAGUUUUAUACAGAAGAUCCUGAAUUCCGGAUUUCAUGGACAAGUGAAAAACAGCAGGACCAUAAAUUAGAAGAAGUAGUUCUGUGAAAUUUACAGAUCGACAAAUGUUUUGUUUUAUUUGAAGCAAUCCUUUCAAGAUUAUUGAAUGAAUGUACCUUAAUUUUUUAAGGAAUACAAUUGAUCUUUUGUGUAAA